Molecule: messenger RNA, 5711 nt
Organism: Diachasmimorpha longicaudata
Lineage: Eukaryota; Metazoa; Arthropoda; Insecta; Hymenoptera; Braconidae
Gene: Shakb
Product: shaking B
Exons: 6
Coding region: 1420-2712 (430 amino acids)
Cellular component (GO): plasma membrane; gap junction
Molecular function (GO): gap junction channel activity
Source: RefSeq, a predicted model, not a curated record
GCGAAAGAAUAUGUCAGAUAAUUCAGGGUAAUUGUUUGGUUACUCUAUUUAGGGGCAUGUAAUUCGAUGAAAAUCGGGGGUGACUGAUGAUUCAGGGGGAAUUGGACGAAAAUAAGAGCUGAGGAUAAAUGAAUGGAGGCAAAGUCUUCUGCCAGAAAGAUAGAGUACGUAGUCCAACGUCUCUAUGACGACGACUGUGAAGGAUGAUUAACUGGGAUUGCGAUGACACGUCUUGGCUGUUGUGGACAUUCUGGCUUUUGUAUUUUCAUACCUAUGACAAUCCGCGUUGUUGCGGGUGUUCGGGGUUCAAUCUGAUUGUAUUAUUCUUAGGACUGUGGGUGGAGAAAUUCCUGGGGGAUUGCAACUUGACCUUAUUCCGAUGAUUUUUCACUUCAUUUUCAAAGCUGUCAGGAGUGAAUUUAAAUCCCAAUAAAACAUGACAUUGCACUUAAUAGAAAAAGGGACAUCCAUGAACAGUGAUUUAUUAAAUGGCAAGACGAUAAAAAUUUUAUUUAGGGCUAAUAAAUCUUGAGAGUUCAAAUCAGAGAAAAAACCAAAUUAAAGAUGUUGAUUUUUGGCUGAAAUGGAAAUAAAUAAAAUUUCCCUGUCCCUCAAAUAAAUCCCUGAGAAUCAUCUCCACUGGAGUGUAUAAAUACUCAUUAAAACAGUUCUCAUUUCUGCCCGUGAAAAAAAAAACUGAUAUCUAUAUCGUGGGUGGCGCCUAGACAUUCGGACGCCAAACGUGAGCCUGUCCUAGCUCGCGGUUGACGUGCGCAGAAGAGAAAUACAAAUCAUAGUUUAACCAGUCCGCCAAGAUGAGCUAUAUUCCCCCGGAAAAAGCACAACAGUUACAUCACGCAAUCCGAAUGAAAAGAAAAAAAUCAAAAAUUCACGUGAGAACAAGCGAACGUCAGAUUAUAAAAAGAAAUCUGAGGGGAACAAAGUUGUGUUCCAAAACGUAAAAAUAAAAUUUGUCUCUGCGGAAUAAACGACUGGUGAAUCGGUCCUUGGAUGAUUCUUGGCAUACGAAAUAGGCACCACAGACGCAGUAGGUCAGGCACUAUGUUUCAGUUUCUUGGGAGCAAUCCCUCGCACGAGAGCCACACGCGUGUAUUAUAAUCGCGCCAAAAUAUAUUCAACGGAGUUAACAAUCGAGAAUUUUGCAUUCAUUCAAAUAUACGUGACAUGUGCUUGCGGUGGAUUAUUCAGUUGUGACAGCCAAUUACAAUUUUCCAUCUCUUUUUCAUACCUCCAAUUUUCUUUCAUUCUUUUAAUUUUUUCCGAAUGACAACGAGUUAAGGGGUGCGAGGGGGCGGCUGUAAGGGUGAGAAUAAUGCCGGGAGACAGUGAAUCAUGUGAACAGUGUCCAGGUGCAAGCACGAAGAGUCUUGGGGUUUCACGUGGAGCAGAUUGCCGGGGAUGAACGAUCCUCGGGGUGCGAGGAGUGGUACAGGCACGAGAAUUCUGAAGACGAGGGACACAAACGGCAAGAGGAGGACCUCAGGGUUCAAUCCGACUACGAUUGACCACCAGAGUCGGGAAGUUAGCGUGAUGGAUGCCAUCGGGGCACUUUAUUUUCUGUUUCACGUGAGCAGGAUAAAGAGCGAGGGAAUACUGCUGAGGCUGCACGUCCUCACAGCUGCAUUAAUGCUGACCUUCUCCAUAAUCGUAUCUGCCAAACAGGCCGUGGGAAAUCCGAUAGACUGUGUGCAUACGAGGGACAUACCAGUGGAGGCAUUUAACACGUAUUGCUGGAUACACAGUACGUAUUUUGUGACUGGAGCGAUGCUCGGUGUUGCCGGGGUCAAUGUCGCAUUUCCCGGUGUAGCACCCUCGGUUUAUCUGUUCAAUAAACCACGACAGGACGAUCAACAAGAGAACAAUCGACGAGGGGAUGGCACUAUCAAACAGGUUAAAUAUUACCAGUGGGUUGCAUUCACCCUGAUUUUCCAGGCAAUACUGUUUUAUACACCGAGAUGGUUGUGGAAGGGCUGGGAGGGCGGCAAGAUUCACGCCCUGAUGAUGGACCUCGACAUCGGUUUGUGCUCCGAGGUCGAGAAGAAGCAGAAGAAGAAAAUGCUUCUCGAUUAUCUGUGGGAAAAUCUACGCUACCACAACUGGUGGGCCUACAGAUAUUAUCUCUGCGAAGUGCUUGCCUUGCUGAACGUUGUCGGUCAGAUGUUCCUCAUGAAUCGUUUUUUCGACGGUGCAUUUCUCACGUUUGGCAUCGACGUACUGAGGUUCAUAGAGUCCGACCAAGAGGAUCGUGUCGAUCCCAUGAUCUAUGUUUUUCCGAGGAUGACCAAAUGCACUUUUUACAAGUACGGAGUCAGUGGAGAAGUGGAGAGACACGAUGCUGUGUGCAUACUUCCGCUGAAUGUUGUCAACGAGAAAAUUUAUGUGUUCCUUUGGUUCUGGUUCCUGUUUCUUGGGAUUCUCAGCCUUGUGACUGUUUUGUACAGAAUUGUCAUAAUAUUUUCCCCUCGCACCAGAGUGUACCUCCUCCGCUUGCGAUUUCGUCUCGUCCGACGAGAUGCGGUGGAGACAAUAGUCCGUCGAAGCAAAGUCGGCGAUUGGUUUCUCCUCUACAUGUUAGGGGAAAAUUUGGACACUGUCAUCUAUCGGGAUGUGAUGCACGAGCUGGCGAACAAAUUGGCUACUCGACAUCAACACGGUGUGCCCGGUACAAAAGGAGAUCUGCAAGAGGCCUGAUGCAGGUGCGAUGAUUCAUUGCUGCACAGUAGAUUAGGAACUUCAUGCUGUUUGGCAUUGAAACGGUUUUAGACUGGAGCCAACGGUAUAUUUGUCAGGUGUGAUUGGCCGCAGUUUGUUGGACAGUGCAAACACGAUAUCCUAAUAUUUUUUUUAAUUGGACAUUUGUGUCCAAAAUCGAGGAAACUUAGAGGGAAAAAGAUUAUGGAUUUUCUUUCCAGAGACCUCUCUCUUUGAAUUUUUUCGAGAAACCAGCGCCUGUAUCGUGCACAUCUCCGGGAUGAUAAUGAAUGAACUAGGAAGUGCCCGAAAGAAGAACGAUAUCGUGAAUAAAAAAGGCAAUGAACAUUAACGACGUCCAAGUGAUGUUUCGUAUCUCAAAGUACCAAACUGGUUGCAUUGAAUCGUCCAGUCGCUUCUCCAAGAUGAAAACGGGUUCUCAAAAGGCAUUCUUUCUGACUGCUCCCGUCUGUUCACCCAUCGUCGAGCAGAAUAAACGAGAUUGUAAUUUUAUUGUGCAAGUGCCAAAGUUAAAAGACGUGCCAUCUCAAUUGUAAUUGUCCUGCAACGAGGAGACGACGAAAAUGAACAGUUGAAAUUUGCGAAUCGUUGAUUCGGAGAAUUUCAUUCAAUUAUAGGAUUAAGUAUUAUUUAAUUCGCUUGAGAUUAACCGACGAAUCUAGUCCUUUUCUAGUCAAAUCGGAAGAUUGUUGGAAUUGUUUUAAUAUAAUAGACGAAGAGGGAGAUUUUACGACAGGUUAGAUCUGUCGAUGUGUCACUCAUCUGCCAUUUUCGCCUUAUUUUUUGUAAUCACAGUGGUGUGGAGGACCAAAGACGAGGUUUUAUUAUUUUUCGAUGAUUAAAUAAUCCUCAAUUGUGCCUAAUUCUUGAGAAUACUAAACUGUCGAAGAUUUUUAAAAUGUAUGAACGAGCGAGGAUGGAGGGAAAAUAAAAUGUACCCGAAAUUACUGAGAAAAAGGAAGAGAAGAAAUAUAAUAAAGAGAAAAUUUCUAGCAGCCCUUUACCCAUCAAUUUGCCACGGGCUUUUUAAAUUCCAUUAAAUACUUAAAUUAAUAGAAUUAAAAUAAUGAUAAAAAUGUACGAACGUACGGUAGGCGAGACCAACAAAUUAAACUCCUACGACCUUUUUCUCUAACCUCCAGUCUAUCGCCUAAUCAAUUUAAUUCCACAGAGAGAACGAGAAAAAAAAAGUUAAUUCAACAGAGAAGAGCAGAUAACAGAGGGGAUGAUGGAGAAAAAUAGCCGGGGGCAUUGCGGAAGUGGUAAUAAUAUAUAUUCCGCGAUGGUGAUGCAAAAGGAAUACGAUAGAAAUCGAAAUAAAAAUGGUGAGAGGGACGCUCGUGCGGGCGAAUGAAUGGGACGGGGGCUCUCCAGCGAUAUACCCCCGGAACGAUAUCUAUCCAGUGUAUAUUUUCCCUUCACUUCUGUCCACCAGGAGGGGGAUACGAGAGAGUGCGUACUACCGAUAACCCAGGGAGCUUAGCUGCCGUAUUCGGUGACCACUUCUCAGUUUCCUUCGCCCGUAUAAAUGCAUCCUGAGGGCCUCCACACACAAUCCAACCGGUUUCAUCAUUUCCCUCCCCUCUCUUUAAAUAUAUACAUAUAUAUAUAUAUAUAUGUUUCUGGGGGCCUUUGUUAUUUUUUUUACCUGCGGAUCUUCUCGAGUGACUGUUUUAUCUCAUUGCAUCUUCGCGGUCACCAGGAGUGGCUCCGAAAACACCGGGCGGCAUUAUCGCAACACCACAACUGAAAGUGCCGACGUAAUUUUUAGGCCGGGGAGUGUUAAAGGGGUUUCAAGACUCAGGGGUUAUUGUUUUUUGCGGCGAGGGCCCUAACCACUGGCUUUAAAUGUUUCUUAAUUUUUUAUUACUCCGUCGUUGCAGCUCUCUCGAAUUGCAUAAUUUUGGAGGAUUUUUCUUGAUUAAGCUUUUGAUAGAAAUAAAUGUCGCAUUCCUGAAUAAAUUUCGCAACUUGAAAAAUUUCAAGGUUUUCGUGUCUCUGGACAAUUGCGUAAGAGAAAAGUGGUUUCCCGGUAAAGGAAAAAGCCGAGGACUCACUGUGGCCCGAGGUGUCCACUACUCUUUUUACGAUUCUCUCCAGUGCAUGUGAAGUACGUCAUUCCCAUGCGAGAGAGAAAUCACUUGGCAUUUAGCAUUGCCUCGACGUUUCCGCAAUUGAGGGAGAGGAUUCUUCAAAAGUCGGAAUAUCUUCCGGUAUAACGGACGCCCCGAGUUAUGAAUUAUGAACUGGUUCAAUAAAGGGCUUGAAACGAAUAGAAAAAUUUUUAACGCGACCAGGAAAUAUUUUUUUUCAAUUUUAUAAGAAUAAAGUAUGAUAAAUAGGGGUAUUAUUCAAUAAAAAUAAGUGAGAUUACGUUUCCAUUUUUCUGACGGCCUCACCAAUGCUCCUGUUAUCAGUGAGGUUUCCUUUCUACACGACACCCCUCACGAAUGUCUUCGAGUGUAGGUUCACAGCACUGAAAUACUCCAUAAAAAGCUGCCACACCUCGCUCUCCUGGUUGACAUAACGUUUAUGUCACUUUUCAGCUUCGCAACACCGAACUCGUUUCCGUGAAAGGAGUUUCAUCAGAAACCAUACAAAUAUUUAGACCACAAAUAUUGAAAAAAACAAGGGAAUCUUCAUACUGCAAUUUUUUAUUCGGUGGAACUCAUUUUUUCCCUCAGCAUAUUUCAUUCAUUUCUUUUUUCGAUUAUAAAAAAUUUAAGACACCAGAAUCUUCGUGAGUGAAGUGAAUCGAGGGAAUUGAAUUCGCUCUCGGGAUGGAAUGGAACAGUUCACAUCGGUCUUGAGAGGAAUACCUUGGAGGCAAUGGUAGAUAUCAGAUGAAUUCAAUGAUACGCGACAUCAUGUCAGAGAAUUCUUGAACUAAAAUUAUGGGGAUACGCCGGGAGGUUUCCAGAAGCUCCUCCCACAUGAAAACGUUACUUUCAGUUGACUUUAGCAAACUUGUUUUUCAA